This is a messenger RNA of Drosophila obscura, 615 nucleotides long. RefSeq names its product 101 kDa malaria antigen. Lineage: Eukaryota; Metazoa; Arthropoda; Insecta; Diptera; Drosophilidae. The record is from RefSeq and is a predicted model, not a curated record. Bases 126 to 506 code for a protein of 126 amino acids. The transcript has a single exon.
AUUUUCCGAUUGCUUCCCGUUCAUUUUAAAAAUUGUUUUCAGUUUGGUCUCAUUUUUUUGGAAACUUAGUUUGGGUGAAAAUUUUCUUUUUUUGGUCAAUAUCUUCUUCUUGAGCCCAAAACAAAAUGUGUAAGCGUCCGAGUUGUCCUCCGCCAAAAUCCAGCUGUCCGCCCAAGCCGUCUCCGCCGCAAUGCAAGCCCGGUCCGACUCUCUGGUCAAAGCUCAACUGUGUGCCCUGCAACCGACUGUUCUUCUUUCUGGUGGGUGCCGGCAUUGGGCUGUACUACGACCAGAUGAAGAAGGACAUGCAGAAGUCCCAAGAAGAAGCGGCCAAGCAGGUCAAGAAGACCCCCAAAGAACUGGAGAAGGAGAAAAAGGAAAGCGAAAAGAAGGAGAAGGAAAAGAAGGAGAAGGAGAAGAAAGAGAAGGCUCAGCAAGAGAAGGAGCGCAAGGAGAAGGAGAAAAAGGACAAAGAGAAAAAGGAGAAGGAGAAAAAGGAAAAAUGAAAAUAUUCUCGCUCAGAGCAUCUUCCAGUCAUCAACAAGAAGAUGUCUUCCCCAAACUAUAAAUUUCCAGUUAAAAUUUUAAUGCCAAUAAACAAAAUCUGAAGGCCAA